Molecule: messenger RNA, 1512 nt
Organism: Symbiodinium pilosum
Lineage: Eukaryota; Dinophyceae; Suessiales; Symbiodiniaceae
Source: the annotation of a GenBank genome assembly
AUGGGAUGUCAGACAGGUAGAGAGAUUGUCACAUUGGCUAAAGUUGUUUUUCCCGAUAGCUUGUUAGGUUUCACGGGUGGUGAGCGCGAGUGGCACUGCCCGGCGGAAAACUACCGUGAGCUGGUCAAGGCCCUUGUCCAGCGCUGGCCGGAGCUGGAGGAGCCGCUGGAAAGAAUUGCAGUGGCGAUUGAUGGCAACAUCUACCAGGAUGCUUUCCUGGAGCCAAUAGAUCCAGACAGCGAAGCGCCGGUUUCGGAAGCGCAGCGUAUUGAGUCCCUGGAUGUGCUGCGUGGCUUUGCUCUGCUGGGUAUCCUGUUGCUGAAUAUCGUUGGCUUUGGACUUAUUUCUUCUGCCUAUUCUGUGCCGUCAGAAGCAAUGACCGGUACCGCUGAUCUUAUUGCCUGGUCCAGUGUGGAAUUGUUUGCCGAAGGCGCCAUGCGCGGAUUGUUCUCGAUUCUGUUCGGUGCCGGGGUGGUGCUUUUUGUCGGGGGCGUUGAAGGACGCGGUGCAGGCGUUCAUUUCAAAAGAAAUUUCUGGUUGCUGGCGUUUGGUCUCUUCGAUGCUUAUCUGCUCCUGUGGAGUGGCGACAUUUUGCUCAAUUACGCGCUGGCAGGCGCGCUCCUGUAUUUUGUUCGAGACGUCAGGGCCGGGCGGUUAUUGACGACCGCGGUUGUGUUGUUUGUCAUGCUGUCGGCUUUUUACGGUGUAACCAACCUGGCCCUGUCUGCGGCACAGCAGGCUGCACAACAGGUAGAGCAGGCCGAUGAUGUUGCUUCCCUUGAUGCCGGUACCCUGGCUGCUGGUGAGCAGUGGCAGGUGUUUGCCGGGGAUUUCACGCUGUCUGCAGAACAACAGGCGCAAGAGCUGGCCGCAAGACAAGGCAGCUAUCUGUCGGCGCUGGCGUGGAACGCUAAGAAAACCAAUGAAAUGCUGACAUUUGUGUUACCGCUUUAUCUAUUCUGGGAUGCGCUGGCCAUGAUGUUGUUAGGCAUGGCCCUUUACAAAUAUGGUGUUCUUCAGGGGCUGCGUUCAUCGGCUUUUUAUAAGAAACUCAUGUGGGGUGGUUUUACCGUUGGGUUGCUUGUGAACGCCAGUGAGAUUCACCGUGCCAUCGAUAGUGAUUUUGAGCUGCUCAGUGUCUUCGCUCAGGUUCAGGCGACUUAUCAUGUCGGCAGGCUUGGUAUGGCGAUGGGUUACAUCGGGCUGUUGCUGCUCCUUAUCAACAGUUCACUUUUGACAGGCUUGCGCGCACGCCUGGCCAGUGUGGGACGAAUGGCAUUGACGAACUACCUUAUGCAUUCGUUGAUUGCGCUCAUCAUAUUUACCGGCGCUGGCUUUGCGCUGGUCGGUGAGCUGUCUCGCGCGCAACUUUAUGGGGUUGUAUUUGCCAUAUGGGUGCUGCAGCUAUGGCUCAGUCCCUGGUGGCUGGAACGUUUUCGUUUUGGUCCGGUGGAAUGGCUCUGGCGGGUAUUGACGUAUGGCAAGCUGAUGCCGAACCGCCGUACUAAAUAA